UCAAGCAAAUAGACUCUUUAAGCUUGCACCAUCAGAUCCAAAGAAGGCUCCUCGACGACCUAAACCUACAAAAGGAUCAUUCCCGUUUGCAUCUUUCUAAUCCUUCUACCUUUUUAAUCCUCACUUGCCUUCCUUGCUGAUCUUGAUCUGACCACCUCGGAUAGAAAUAGGAAAUGCACAUAAGGUUCGGUAUCUUUCGAGACUGCAAAUGCCAGGUUCGAAGAGAAAAAUGUGAGGUUGUCGCACCGAUCUCGUCUUCAAGCUUCAACCUGUCCGAGGAGUACACCAACAACUUCCGCACCGAGUCAUACCACGAAUUCUGGGCACAAGUUUUGGGUCUCGCUUUCGACGACGGUGCAGCCCUCGACCCGAGAGGAAGUGGCACUACUGCUCGGCUACCUUCUCACCGCCUCCUCGCGGAGCAUCUUCUCCACCCCGACCAGCCCACCGUUACCAAAAUCCUCGCCCACAUUCGAACACGUUGUCGCCCUGACAUCCAUGCCCUCCUCUCCGACUACUACGCCGAGACCGCCGACGCCUCGCUCCUCUGCGGCCUUCUCCUGAAGGACAUCGGCCAGAUUCGACGCCGGUACCGCCCGUUCAAAGCCGCCCUUCAUUCUGUCAUCUACGAUAGCCAGUCACAUCAUGGCCUCCAAACCAUCAUCGACAACCUAGUCGACAUCUCCAAGACCACCAACCCCUUCCUUUCAUCGGCUUCAUCUCAAAGUAAAUUCCGAGCAGUCCAACAUGGCUGCGCAGACCUGCUCAAGAGGCUCGGUUCACGCCGUAAGAAGGUGAUGGCUAAGCUUCGGUUCAUCAACCGCCUGAAGCGAGCCUUGGCCAUAUCAGCCGUCGUCGUCCUUGCGGCUUCGGCGUCGAUAGUCGGUGCUUGUGUAACAAUGCACGCUUUGGUGGCCUUGAUAGCUCUACCGGUGUUCCUCUCGGCUUCGUCUCGGAUGGCCUCGUCGAGGUGGCCGGGCCGGGUGAUGGCUCAGCUGGACGCAGCGGCCAAAGGGACGUACAUCUUGAACCGGGACUUGGACACCAUCAGCCGGCUCGUGGCUCGGUUGGACGACGAGGCCGAGCACAUGCUCGCCUUGCUGAGUCUCUGCGAGUGGCACGACGGCCACCGCCGCCGGUUGACUCAGGAGGUGGUGCGGCAAAUAUCGAAGAACCUCGCGAGCUUCAACCAGCAGCUGGAUGAACUGGAGGAACACCUGUACCUCUGCUUCAUGACCAUCAACAAGGCUAGGAGAUUAGUCAUGAAGGAGUUGUUGGUGGCCAACGCUAGCAGAGUCCAGAAGAAUUCAACGCGUUGUAGUUUUCCAGGCUAUUAAUGUACAGUGUCAAACUCAUUCUUCAUGCGCAAUAAGUUGAUUGGUGUAUUCCUGCACUAAGUUUCUAUCUUCCAAGGAUUAUAUGAACUGCUAAACCA
Molecule: messenger RNA, 1435 nt
Organism: Musa acuminata subsp. malaccensis (wild Malaysian banana)
Lineage: Eukaryota; Viridiplantae; Streptophyta; Magnoliopsida; Zingiberales; Musaceae
Product: UPF0496 protein 3-like
Source: RefSeq, a predicted model, not a curated record